UAUUUUGACCAAUCAGCUCAGCUCUGAUAAAUAGCUGAUGUCAACAUUUUUGUUGUGAUUGGUCUAAAGACCAAUAAGUGGAAAAAGAUCAGAUUUGGGCUGCCUCUGUAAACGCAGCCUGUCAUUAAUUUGCUCUAAACACUUAUUGGCUCGUCAGUAGGCCGAGGUUGCUAGUGCAUUUCCAUUGCUGGAAGAGGGAGGAAGUAUCUGGGCUCGAGCAGGACGUUGUGCGUAAUUGUGGGGGCAUCUGAAAACCCACCUCUUGACUGACCACCUCGGAUCAUUUUCAUCAAGAUGGCAGGAAAGAUUAGCUCCAAAGAUGAGCUGGAGGAACUGAGAGAGGCGUUUGGCAAAGUUGACCUCGAUGGCAAUGGCUCCAUCUGUGACUACGAGCUCCAUGAGUUGUUCAAGGAGGCAAACCUUCCCCUGCCUGGCUACAAAGUCAGGGAGAUCAUCCAGAAGCUGGAUCGCAACAAGGACAACGAGAUCAGCUUUGAAGAGUUUGUAUCAAUAUUCCAGGAGUUGAAGAGCAGUGACAUUGCCAAAAGCUUUCGGAAGGCCAUUAACAGGAAGGAGGGGAUCCUGGCCAUAGGUGGGACAUCUACACAGUCCAGCGAGGGAACGCAACACUCCUUCUCUGAGGAGGAACGGUACGCUUUUGUCAACUGGAUAAACACAGCACUGGAGAAUGACCCUGACUGCAAGCACGCCCUGCCCAUGGACCCCAACUCAGACUCCCUCUUCAAGUCCCUGGGCGACGGCAUCGUUCUUUGUAAAAUGAUCAACUUGUCGGUGCCAGACACGAUUGACGAGAGGACCAUAAACAAGACAAAACUGACACCGUUCACAAUACAGGAGAAUCUGAACCUUGCUCUGAACUCUGCCUCUGCCAUUGGCUGCCAUGUAGUGAACAUCGGGGCUCUGGACCUUAGGGAAGGGAAGCCCCACCUGGUGCUGGGCCUGCUGUGGCAAAUCAUCAAGAUCGGCCUGUUCGCUGACAUCGAGCUCAGCAGGAAUGAAGCCCUGGCUGCUCUGCUGAGGGAUGGAGAGACCUUGGAGGACUUGAUGAAGCUGUCUCCAGAGGAGCUGCUGCUGCGCUGGGCUAACUUCCACCUGGAGAACGCAGGCUGGGAGAAAAUCAGUAACUUCAGCUUGGACAUCAAGGACUCCAGAGCCUAUUUCCACCUCCUCAUCCAAAUCUCCCCCAAAUGCACAGAGGAAGACCAGCCACACACAGACAUCAGCAUGGCAGGCUUCAGUGAGAAGGAUGACCUGAAGAGGGCAGAGAACAUGCUUCAGCAGGCUGACAGGCUGGACUGUCGCCAGUUUGUCACACCAGCUGACGUAGUCUCUGGCAACCCCAAACUCAACUUGGCCUUUGUGGCCAAUCUCUUCAACAAGUACCCGUCUCUCACCAAGCCUGAGGGAGAGGGCAUUGACUGGGGCCUGCUGGAAGGUGAGACACGAGAAGAGGGAACAUUCCGGAACUGGAUGAAUUCCCUGGGCGUGAACCCACAUGUCAAUCAUCUGUAUGGAGACCUAGCAGACGCCUUGGUCAUCCUUCAGCUUUAUGAAAAGAUAAAAGUACCCGUUGACUGGACCAACAAAGUCAACAAGCCACCAUAUCCCAAGAUUGGGACAAACAUGAAAAAGUUGGAGAACUGCAACUAUGCAGUGGAUCUGGGAAAGAUGACGGCCAAGUUUUCUCUGGUUGGCAUUGGUGGGCAGGACCUGAAUGAUUGCAACGCCACCCUGACGCUGGCUCUGCUGUGGCAGCUCAUGAGGAGAUAUACUCUGAAUGUACUAGAGGACUUGGGAGAUGGCCAGAUGGCUAAUGAUGACGACAUUGUCAAAUGGGUCAAUACAACCUUGUCAAAGGCGGGGAAAACAACCAAGAUCUCAAGCUUCAAGGACAAGGAGAUCAGCAACAGUUUACCAGUGGUGGACCUGAUUGAUGCCAUCCAACCUGGCAGCAUCAGCUAUGACCUGGUCAAGACUGGCAGCCUAGCAGCUGAGGACAAGUUGGAGAAUGCCAAAUAUGCCAUUUCCAUGGCGAGGAAGAUCGGGGUGUGUGUCUACGCUCUCCCAGACGACCUGGUGGAGGUCAAGUCCAAAAUGGUAAUGACGGUGUUCGCAUGCUUGAUGGGCCGGGGGAUGAAGUGGCCUUAACCAAGAUGCUGUGUCACUUUGGCAUCGACAAACUACCCACAAGCCAUUUGCUUGAUGAAGGGCGACCUGGGAAUUUAGAAAGACGUGGAAGAAAAUGUUACUAAAAGUGCCAGUGUUACUUCAACCUCGUUUUGAACAGCAAUAUGUUUGCACAAUAUUUUGUAGUAUUCUUAAGUGAAGCCCAUAGCAUGUUUCUGAAGAAGACUAGGCCUGUUAGAGGACAACUUGGUAUGUUACUUCUCAAUAUGUAACACUCCAUUUGUUUCAGAAUGCUGUAUGGUAUGUGCAUUUUUACUGUUACUACUAUAUGCUUGCUGUUCACACUACAUAUUCAUAACAUCCCUUACAGUGGAUGACAAGCUUUAACUUGGUUAAACUGAAAUUGUGGAGUAUUAACUUUCCCCUCUGCCCUAUUGAAAUGCAAGCAUAUAUUUAUAGCUGGUCUUGGCAACAGCUGCAUAUCUCUAAAACAGAAGCCAUAAGGUCAAACCUUAGUAAUGACCAAGCCUGAAGGGUAUUCUGUUUCUGUUUUUUUCAAUUAUGCUAGCUAGUAAGCUGAAAUGAGCUAGGUGUCUUGUCUAGCAUUUUUGUAUUGGACUAAAGAUGUCUUACUCUGGAAGAAAGGGGGAGCUUACUGAGUUCAGUUUCAUUCCUUUUCAUUUUGUCUUGAUGCUAUAUUCUGUUGCACAGUAAGGUUUCCACUUAAUCUUUUGAAUUCACCAUGACCAAAAAAUAUAGCUGACAUAUUUCUGCAUUCCAUAUAGUGGCGUUACCAUACCAAUGCGUUUUUGUCUAGUGUAUAAAUGUUUACUCUGCAGUGCUUUAUACAUAAAGAGAACAAUAAAUAAAACAAUGCAUACAAAU
Oncorhynchus mykiss (rainbow trout) is the source of this 3033-nucleotide messenger RNA. RefSeq names its product plastin-3. The record is from RefSeq and is a predicted model, not a curated record. Gene Ontology annotation, cellular component: cytoplasm; actin filament bundle; actin filament. Lineage: Eukaryota; Metazoa; Chordata; Actinopteri; Salmoniformes; Salmonidae. Gene Ontology annotation, biological process: actin filament network formation; actin filament bundle assembly. Gene Ontology annotation, molecular function: calcium ion binding; actin filament binding.